Crotalus tigris (Tiger rattlesnake) is the source of this 2070-nucleotide messenger RNA. It is a transcript of the gene ITPKA, whose product is annotated as inositol-trisphosphate 3-kinase A. Lineage: Eukaryota; Metazoa; Chordata; Lepidosauria; Squamata; Viperidae. Gene Ontology annotation, biological process: inositol phosphate biosynthetic process. Gene Ontology annotation, molecular function: inositol-1,4,5-trisphosphate 3-kinase activity; inositol tetrakisphosphate kinase activity. Bases 361 to 1707 code for a protein of 448 amino acids. The record is from RefSeq and is a predicted model, not a curated record. The transcript has 7 exons. Gene Ontology annotation, cellular component: cytoplasm; nucleus.
GGGCCCUUUACGCACAUUCCAGACUCCGCCUUUCUCCCGGUUGCGUAUGCCGCCCGAGAGCAGCAGCGUGGGGCAGCCGCGCCAUCUACCCAUAUGGGUCAGGCUGAGGGGCGGUUAAGCAACUCGAGCAGUUUCCCGGGGAUGAGUCAGAGGACGGCGGGAUCGGCCUGACGGGGCGCGGGCCGGCCAUGCAGCGACAGCCCGAGCCCUUUUCAGACGCCUGCUUACCGGCACGGAGGUGCCAGGAGGAGCAGUCGCCCAAGCGCUUCGCUGCCCCGGACUCUCCGCCUGGGCGGCUCGGCCCCCUGCACCCUUCGCGGCGCCCAGAGCGGCGGCAGCGCUAGCGCCUUCGCCUUCCCCAUGGAGUCCAGAGAAGCCCAGGACAGUAGCGGCGGGAGCAGCCCGGAGCUGGGCCGGAGGAGGCAGCUGAGCGUGGGAGAGCUGUGCUCGCUCUUCGAGGCUCGCUGCGCGAUGGCCAGCCGGCAGCUGCCCGAGCCUGCCGGGAAGAGCUGCCGGCCCCGCAAUGGGGUGCUGCAGGCGGUUAUUCCGCAGCUGACCGUAACUUCGGAGGAGGACGGCGGAGAGGCGCAGCGCAGCCCUGCCAUGCUGCCUCCGACGGAGCCGAACGGGGCUUGGCUGACGACGGACAGUUCGCUGCAUCUGCUGCAAUCCUCCAGGCGGCUCUCGACGUCCUCGCUCUCCUCCACGGGCUCGUCGUCGGUCUUCGAGGACUCCGAGGAUGACUUGUUGAGCGACACGGAAGGCAGGAGUCAGGGGAUCGUUCAGUUGGAGCACGGCGAGGAGACGCACCAGAAAAAGGCAUGGCAGACAAUAAAGACAAUUGUCAAUUUGCCAGUCAUCAGUCCCUUCAAAAAACGGUAUUCUUGGGUGCAGUUGGCCGGUCACACUGGAAGUUUCAAAGCAGCCGAUGGUGGGACGAUUCUGAAACGCCACUGUGAGAAUGAGGAGAAGUGCUUUAAACUGCUGAUGAAAGAUUCACUACGUUCCUGUGUCCCUGUAUUCCAUGGUGUGGUGGAGAGAGAUGGCGAGUCCUAUUUACAGUUGGAUGAUCUUCUAGCUAAUUUUGAAGGGCCUUGUGUGAUGGAUUGUAAAAUGGGAGUCAGGACAUACUUGGAGGAAGAAUUGACUAAAGCACGAGAAAAACCCAAGCUUCGUAAAGAUAUGUAUAAGAAGAUGAUAGACGUGGAUCCUUUGGCACCCACUGCUGAAGAAAACGCUCAGCAUGCAGUGACCAAACCUCGGUACAUGCAGUGGAGGGAGACCAUCAGCUCCAGUGCUAGCCAGGGUUUCAGGAUCGAAGGGAUAAAGAAGGCUGAUGGGACUUGUAAUACCAACUUCAAGACAACAAAGACACGAGAACAAGUUUUCCAGGUUUUUGUGGAAUUCAUUAAGGGAAACACAACUAUAUUGAAAAAAUAUUUAAAGCGUCUGUGUGAAAUUCGUGGCAUCCUUGAGUCUUCUGUCUUCUUUAAACAACACGAGGUAAUUGGAAGUUCACUGUUAUUUGUGCACGAUGAAAGUGAACGUGCUAAUGUGUGGCUCAUUGAUUUUGGAAAGACUACCUUUCUUCCAGAUGGGCAAAUCUUGGACCACAGGAUUGCUUGGCAAGAAGGGAACCGGGAAGAUGGAUAUUUAUUUGGACUGGACAAUUUAAUUGAUAUCUUAGAAAGUAUGUUGGAGAGAUGAGAAAUACUAACUUGAAGUUGCUAACUUUUCUAGAAUUGCUCCCUCCGAAGCCUUUUAAAAUUCUUCCAAGACUCUGGGGGGUCCAGAACAUGGAAUACUCCAGCAAAAAAAGAUGUAAUUCCUAACAAGCCAUGAAACCUAAACAGUUCAGAAGCUAAUUUUGAAUGCACCAAGCAAACAUAAGAUUUAUGCAAGAAAUAGGAUGAUUGUGAACAUUGGGAUGAUGAUCAGAACAUUUGCUUACAUGUGAACCAACUAAUUCAGUAUUGCUGUUUAUUGACCUUGGGCAUAGAGUAAAAAAAAUAUAUAUCAGAGCUCUCCUUUUCAAAGAAGAAAUCUUCAGAACUAACAAGCAGGUUUUCC